UUGCAAUUGGCCUGUAUUUGUAAUCUUACAAACAAACGACAACUUUCUAAAAACAGCUGUUAGAUUUUAUUCUCGGUCUAUUUUCACUUGCAGAUUUGAAUUCACUGUAAACAUUAUUUCUUUUAUGCAUGUUAACUUUCAUUGCUGUGAGCCAGUUUUAUUCUUCUUUUAAUUAAUUUGAUCAAUUUAAAUUGUGACUAUUCCUGCUGUCAUGGCCUUAACAGAGGAGCAGAAGAAAAGGAUUGAACAAAAUAGACUGGAAGCUUUGAGAAAAAGAGCUGAAAAGGAGAAGAUUCGAGCUCAAGCUCAAGCUAAUGCUGGUACUGUUGCUAGUUCUGGUUCUAGGUCUGCUGCUAGUUCUGGGCCUGGUCCAAAACAAGCUCCAAGUGCUUCUUUUGUGAAUAAACCUGUGCAAGUUCCAACUGUUAAACCAACUGUUCCAAGUGUGCCUGUUCGUGUUGCCGUUAAAUUUAUUUUAAAAUCAAAAGAUAGAUUCGAAAUGAGUUUCCCAUACAAUCCUGUGAUAGUAGAAGUUUGUCGUGCAAUUCCUGGCUCCAAUUUCGAUUCCAAAACCCGCAAUUGGCAUUUUGAACUACAACAUUAUCGUAAUUUGCUGUCAAACCUUACAAAAUUGAAACAAACCAAUAACAUCGAAUUGGAUCUACUUCAAGGAAUACCAGAAUUCGUUAUCCAAGCUUUACUAAAAGAAACAAAAAGACCUAAAUCUACCAUAGACUUGUCAGCAGUUUUACCCAAAAGGUUGUUUGAAGCCCUUUAUCCUUUCCAAAAAGAUGGUGUGGCAUUUGCUAUUAGUCGUAAUGGAAGAUGUCUCAUUGGUGAUGACAUGGGUCUUGGUAAAACUAUUCAAGCUAUUGCUAUUUCAUAUUAUUUUCGUGAUGAUUGGCCAUUACUCAUCGUCUGUCCUUCCUCAUUAAGAUUUCAAUGGAAAAGAUCGAUCGGUGAAUGGCUUGAUUGUGUUCGAGAAGAUAUUGACAUUGAUGUAGUUGUUGAUGGACGUAAAGAUAUUCCUGUCAAUAGAAUAGUAAUUAUCAGCUACGAUCUUCUUCUCAGAGUUAAGCCUGAUACUGCCAAUUCUUUCAAAUCAAUAAUUCUCGAUGAAAGUCAUUUCAUUAAAAACGAUGCUGCUCAAAGGACUAAAACGGCACUCAAGCUUAUAAAAGCUUGUAAAAGAGUUUUACUACUCUCAGGAACUCCUGCUUUAUCUCGACCAAUGGAAUUAUUUACACAACUUCAAGCAGUAGAUCCGAAAACAUUUGCUAAGAAACAUGAUUUUGGCAUGAGAUAUUGUGAUGGCAAAGCGACUCAAUGGGGAUAUGACUAUAGAGGAACGAGCAAUCCAGAUGAGCUAAGAAUCUUAUUAGAGACAACUAUUAUGAUUAGGAGGUUAAAAGUUGAUGUUUUACAAGAACUGCCACCGAAAAGAAGAGCAGUUGUAAUGUUGGAUAUUACUUUACCACAAAAAGCAAAACAGUUAAUGGCUUCAUUUAAAAGCCAAGUUCAAGCUACAACUGUGGAAGAACUUAACCGUCCUGAGCAACGUAACAUUGUUUUCCAAUGGUAUUCUUCUACCGCUGAAGUUAAAAAGGAACCAGUAUGUAAAUAUGUUUGUGAGCUGGUAGAACAAGACAAAAAAUUCAUUUGUUUUGCUCAUCAUAAAGUAAUGCUUGAUUCAAUCUGUAGCGUUUUGGAGGAACAAAGAGUGAGUUAUAUUCGUAUUGAUGGUAGUACACCUUCCGAGUGUAGGCAAGAAUGCUGUGAUUAUUUUCAAAAUCAAGAAAAGUGUAAAGUAGCUGUUAUUGGUAUUACCUCGGCUGGUAUGGGAAUCACCUUAACUGCUGCCCAACUAGUAGUUUUUGCCGAACUUUAUUUCAAUCCAGGAGUUCUUACUCAAGCAGAAGAUCGAGCUCACAGGAUAGGACAAAAAGAUUCCGUUUUGAUUCAAUAUCUAAUUGCGCCUGCUACUGUUGAUGACCACAUUUGGCCACUAAUUAAUCAAAAAUUCAAAGUCCUCAAUAAGGUCGGUCUGACUAAGGAUAACUUCAGUGAAGCCAAUUUAGCCCGUAAAGCAGCUAAAAAGUCUUUCUAUGGGAAAAUUGACAAAUUUUUGUCUAAAAGACCAAGAGAUGAUGAAAGUGACAAUCGCGAAGCUGGUGAUUUUGAUUUUGAAUCAGCUCAAGCCUCUCAAGACCCGGUUACUUCUGAAGAUAGUUUUCUAAUGGAACGAGAAGAAACAUUACUCACAGAUGAUGAAGAAUUUAAAUUCAACGAAGAUGAUGAUGAUCUUUUAAUCGAUGAUUUUAACCUCAAGCUGAAUGAUUCUAUUGCUAAUGUACCAAGUGAUCCUAAUUUUGAUCUAAAUGAAAACGACUUUUUGUCGGAUGAUGAAUAAAAUAAUACAGAAAAGAAAUAUUGUAAAUCUCAUGUCCAUCAUCCUUCCAACAUUUCUUAUUGUAUCACAUUGUAAAUUGCAUGGACUGAAAAAUAUAUUUAUACAUAACUUUUGCUACUUUACUGACUCUUGUCAAUUUUUGUUUCCAUGCAAUUCAUCAUCUUUUUUUAGUUUUUCAGUAAACAAUUCUUUAAAUAAACAACCGUUGAAAUAUUUAA
Messenger RNA from Tetranychus urticae (two-spotted spider mite), 2628 nucleotides. It is a transcript of the gene Marcal1, whose product is annotated as SWI/SNF-related matrix-associated actin-dependent regulator of chromatin subfamily A-like protein 1. Gene Ontology annotation, molecular function: ATP binding. Lineage: Eukaryota; Metazoa; Arthropoda; Arachnida; Trombidiformes; Tetranychidae. The record is from RefSeq and is a predicted model, not a curated record. Gene Ontology annotation, cellular component: nuclear replication fork. Gene Ontology annotation, biological process: DNA repair; replication fork processing.